Messenger RNA from Acaulospora colombiana, 1299 nucleotides. The record is from the annotation of a GenBank genome assembly. NCBI's taxonomy places the organism in Eukaryota, Fungi, Glomeromycota, Glomeromycetes, Diversisporales, Acaulosporaceae.
AUGAAACAGUCGUAUAUUCAAAGUAUACCUAAGUUAAUCUUCGUUCUUUCUAUAAUCUUCUUAUCCAUUUACUUCCUUCGCCCACCGUCGGCAGAGGAAAAUGAACGUAUCGAACAAGCCCUGCGGGAGAAGAAACUCAAAAACCAUCUGCAAAACGAAAAAGUUGCACAACAACAACAGCACGACGAGCUCUCUAGGAAACUCAAUAAAAUGAUCACUGAUAAACGCACAAAGGACGAACAGGAAGCUAUCGACAUUACGAGGAAAAUAAUUGCAGAACAAUUGAAAUUUAGAUUUUAUGAUAGUAUUCCGGGAUCAAGCAUUGUACACAAUGCGAUGAGGUUGAAAAUGUUCAGACAACAACUGGAGUGUAUGACCAGCCGAGGAGACUGGGUGUUUGAUCCCACCCCUAGGCCGAUCAUUAAACACAAGCAGGAUCCACUGUAUGGAAGAUGCGAUAGAGAAUUCGUUCAACAACAAUCAUGGUCACCUGAUAUGCCUGAUAAUUUCACAGUGGAAGAAAAAUGGAACUUCACCCGAGAAUCUGUUAAAUAUGUCUGGAAAACUCCGACAGAAUGUCCGAUGCCAAAAUUUGAUGUUUCACAAGCUUGCUCGAUGUUUUCGGGAAAAUCGUUUUUAUUAGUUGGGGAUAUUUUGCACUUUCAAUUGCACGAACUUUUCCUAGACUAUUUUAGCGAUGAUUCGGUGCAAUGCUAUGGUGAGAUUUCAUGUAAGGAACAUGUGCUCUGCGAUGUUGAUCCCAACAACAAUUGGAAAACCUCAAAGAUGAUGUUCGUUAGAAACGACAUAAUCUCCCUUACGAAAAAUGCUAGCAAUGUCAACAAAAUUCUCGAAUAUCCCUGGUUGAUGAAAAUUCGCCACUUUAAUGUGAUAAUCAUAAACAAAGGACAUCAUUGGCAAAAUGAUGUAUCUUUUCGUAAGGGCCUAAUUGAUCUGAUGAAUUAUCUGAGAAAAGGGUUUCCCGACAUUCUGAUAAUUUAUAAGGCAACAACUUUGGGCCAUCUAAACUGCCAAGCAGCCAAAAAACCAUUAUCCUCACCUCCCAAUGCAACUGAAUUGGAAUCUUUACCAUAUCAUUGGGGCGAAAUUCAUCGGCAGAAUCUGAUUGCAAGAGAAAUUGUUGAAACUGCUGGCGGUGUAUUUUUGGAUUUAGAAUCGGUGAUGAUAACAAGAGUGGAUGGUCACAUCGGAGCCCGAGAUUGUUUAAGAUGGUGUAUUCCCGGUCCCAUGGAUGUUUGGUUGGAUUUUUUAUUUCACAUAAUGAAGGAAUUAAGAUAA